This is a messenger RNA of Pogona vitticeps (central bearded dragon), 1206 nucleotides long. The record is from RefSeq and is a predicted model, not a curated record. Lineage: Eukaryota; Metazoa; Chordata; Lepidosauria; Squamata; Agamidae.
CUGGGUCCUUUUCGGGCUCAGGGGAGCAUUUCAGGGCAGGAGCGCAGGCUGUCCUGGAUCGAGGCCAGAGGGCUCUGCAGAAGGAGGUCCCGCUGGAGAAUCUCAGGAAGUAGCUUAUCUCCGGGUAAAGAACAGAACGGUAAGAACAGUCGGAAAACAACUAAGUUUGAAACAGGAAAAAAAGACCUUUGGAAAUCAAAGAAGACCAAAAAAGAGCUCAAAAUGACCCACACAGGGGAGAGACCAUAUAAAUGUAUGGAAUGUGGAAAGAGUUUCAUUCGGAGUGGACACUUAAAUUCACACCAGAGGAUCCACACCGGUGAGAAACCAUAUAAGUGCACAGAAUGUGGCAAGAGCUUCAGUUACAGUGGAUCAUAUAUUAUACAUGAAAGAAGUCACACAGGGGAGAAACCCUACAAAUGUAUGGUGUGUGGAAAGACCUUCAGUCAGAGCGGACACUUACAUAAUCAUCGAAGGACCCACACAGGGGAGAGACCGUAUCAGUGCCUGGAAUGUGGGAAGAGCUUCAGUGACAGUUCAUCAUAUGCUAAACAUAGAAGAAUCCACACAGGGGAAAAACCAUAUACAUGUCCGGAAUGUGGGAAGAGCUUCAGUCAGAGUGGAUCAUAUACUAAACAUCAAAGGACCCACACAGGUGAGAAACCCUAUAAAUGCAUGGAAUGUGGAAAGUGCUUCAGUCAUAGCAGUGCCCUUAGUUCACAUCAAAUGACCCACACAGGGGAGAAACCCUAUACGUGCAUGGAAUGCGGGAAGAGCUUCAGUCACAGCAAUGUCCUUAAUUUACAUCAAAGAACACACACUGGGGAGAAACCAUACAGAUGUGAGGAAUGUGGAAAGAGCUUUAGCCGCAGUGCACAUCUCCGUUCUCAUAAAAAAAUGCACACAGGUGAGAAACCAUACACGUGUAAAGAAUGUGGGUUAACUUUGAGUUGGAGUGGAGACCUAUGUUCACAUCAAAUGACCCAGACAAUGGAGAAGCCUUACACGUGCAUUGACUGUGGGAAGAGGUUCAGCCAAAGCAGUAGCCUUCGUUCACAUCAACGGACUCACACAAGUGAGAAACCCUAUAAAUGCAUGGAAUGUGGAAAGAGGAAGAAGUUGGAUGAGGAGGAGGAAGAAGGGGGCACAGGGGAGAUGAUGAUUCUCCACACCCCUUCUGCUUUGCCUUUCCUCUGUGGGCCCUGA